CAGACUGGAUCACACACACACACACACACACACACACACACACACACACACACACACACACACACACACACACACUGCUGGUCUGCUCCAGCUGGAAAAGACAAACACUGGGACUGACCACUGAGUGACCACUGGGAGUGACCACUGGGGCUGACCCACCCUUUCAUGUGGUUUGACGGCAGCUGUUUCUGCUGCAGGAGCUGAAGUAAGGCUGACCUGUGGACAUGUUCAUGUUCAGAGCGCCGGCGCCGACAUGGUGAAGAGCUGAGGACGCAGAUCCACUCUGACAGCGCACCAACACACUCACUCUAAGUGCAUCCUGGUGCUCGAGCCUCGUGUGGACGUUUCCCUAGAGGAGGACCCAUUUGGAGGCCAUCAUGGCUGACAGGGUGAACACGUUACCGUUCUUCUACGGCAACAUCACCCGAGAAGAGGCGGAGGAAUACCUGCGGCAGGCGGGCAUGGGCACCGGCUUGUACCUGCUACGGCAGAGCAGGAACUACUUAGGAGGCUUCGCGUUGUCGGUGUCUUUUUCAGGGCGCUGCUACCACUACACCAUCGAGAGAGAACCCAGCGAGACGUUCGCUAUCGCCGGAGGGAAGAGCCACGGGAGCCCUCAGGAUGUGAUCGACUACCACUCCCAGGAGAUGGACGGUCUGGUGUGUCUGCUGAAGAAACCCUGCAACAGGCCCAAGAACAUGCAGCCCAAGGUGGGGCCGUUCGAGGACCUGAAGGAGAAGCUGAUCCGAGAGUACGUCAAGCAGACGUGGAACCUGCAGGGCGCUGCUCUGGAACAGGCCAUCAUCAGCCAGAGGCCUCAGCUGGAGAAGCUCAUCGCCACCACAGCUCAUGAAAAAAUGCCCUGGUUUCACGGAGCCAUAAAUCGAGAAGACUCUGAGCCACGGCUUCAGAACGGCUCCAGGACAAAUGGAAAGUUUCUGAUCCGACAGAGGGACGUGAACGGAUCCUACGCCCUGUGUUUAUUACACGAAGGACAAGUCAUGCACUAUCGCAUCGACAGGGACCGCUCCGGAAAACUGUCCAUCCCAGACGGGAAGAAGUUUGACACUCUGUGGCAGCUGGUGGAGCACUACUCGUACAAACCCGACGGUCUGCUCCGAGUGUUAACCGAACCCUGUCCACGACCUGACGGAGAAACAGGGAUUAUCGGACGGCCGCUGCUCCCACGGGACCACCCUGGACUGAGUACUCUGCAACAUGCAGCAGGUGGAUUACUCACCAAACUCAAAACUGUCCCCCUACCCGGCCGAAAAAAGAGCCGCGAAUCUCGACACACCACAGAGAACCUCAACCCUUAUGAAACCAGGGUGGCGACGUAUUCAUCAGGUAAAGAGGCCAUGCCCAUGGACACAGAGGUAUACGAAAGCCCCUACGCAGACCCAGAUGAACUGAGGAGCACCACAGUGGACCGCAGCCAGCUGUUCCUGGAGGACGGAGAACUGGGAUCUGGCAACUUUGGAACAGUCAUGAAGGGCGUCUACAAGAUGAGGAAGUCGGAGAAGACGGUGGCGGUUAAAAUCCUUAAGAAUGACGAUAACAACGCGUCAGUACGUGAAGAAAUGCUGCGAGAAGCCAACGUCAUGCAGCAGCUGGACAACCCGUACAUCGUCCGCAUGAUCGGUAUCUGCGAGGCCGAGAACCUGAUGCUGGUCAUGGAACUGGCGGAGCUCGGACCGCUGCACAAGUUCCUGCAGAAAAACAAGCAGACCAGCAUCAAGAACAUCACAGAGCUGGUGCACCAGGUGUCCAUGGGCAUGAAGUACCUGGAGGAGCAUAACUUCGUCCACAGGGACCUGGCUGCCAGGAACGUGCUGCUGGUGACGCAGCAUUACGCCAAGAUCAGUGACUUCGGCCUGUCCAAAGCCGUCGCCGAAGAUCAGAACUACUACAAGGCCAAAGGUCAUGGGAAGUGGCCUGUCAAAUGGUACGCUCCUGAGUGCAUUAACUACUUCAGAUUUUCCUCUAAAAGUGACGUGUGGAGCUUCGGGGUGCUCAUGUGGGAGGCGUACUCCUACGGCCAGAAGCCAUACAAGGGAAUGAAAGGAAACGAUGUUCUUCAGAUGAUUGAAAGUGGUCAGCGGAUGGACUCUCCGCUCAACUGUCCUCCAGAGAUGUACGAGCUCAUGAGAACCUGCUGGACGUACAAAGCCGACGAGAGGCCCGCUUUCACCGUGGUGGAACCCAGACUGCGAGAGUACUAUUACGACAUAUCGCAAUGAGUUUUCAACGUGGAUGUUUUGAGACUAUGCAAACUGAAAACAGCUUUGAGAAGAAGAUGAUUAUGAAUUAAAAGUCACUGAAAAAUACUGCUGUCUAAAACUGGGGGAUUUAUUGAACAAGGACCAGAAUUAUGCAAAGGACUUUAUUUUAUUACUUUUCUUUAGUGAAUGUAAACAUGAAAAACCAGGUAAUACUUCAGACGAUAAACAAAGCUUUCUGUUACAGUUCAACUACGAUGCAAGUUUUUUUUAAAUGUAUGUAUUAAAAUGACACCAGGGCCAAAAGUAUCUGCAAUAAUCCACCUUUAAAUGAGGAAGUUCAUUAUUGUUACAGAUCAGAUUUGUCCAUCUUUAAGUGAUGUUCUGCUGGUUUCACUUUGACAGUAAUGCGUCAUGUGCUUCCUUUUUGUGAAUAAACUGCAUCAUUGUGACUGAA
This is a messenger RNA of Sphaeramia orbicularis (orbiculate cardinalfish), 2676 nucleotides long. It is a transcript of the gene syk, whose product is annotated as spleen tyrosine kinase. The record is from RefSeq and is a predicted model, not a curated record. The transcript is spliced from 14 exons. Lineage: Eukaryota; Metazoa; Chordata; Actinopteri; Kurtiformes; Apogonidae. Gene Ontology annotation, biological process: intracellular signal transduction; protein phosphorylation. Gene Ontology annotation, molecular function: ATP binding; non-membrane spanning protein tyrosine kinase activity. Bases 378 to 2240 code for a protein of 620 amino acids. Gene Ontology annotation, cellular component: cytoplasm.